Messenger RNA from Chenopodium quinoa (quinoa), 4074 nucleotides. RefSeq names its product zinc finger BED domain-containing protein DAYSLEEPER-like. The transcript is spliced from 5 exons. The coding region runs from base 1622 to 3673 and encodes 683 amino acids. Gene Ontology annotation, molecular function: protein dimerization activity; DNA binding. The record is from RefSeq and is a predicted model, not a curated record. Lineage: Eukaryota; Viridiplantae; Streptophyta; Magnoliopsida; Caryophyllales; Amaranthaceae.
UAUAUUAUUAUGUAAAUUUUUACAAUAUCAAAGUUUUAUAAUUUUUGGUAUAUACCAAAGAUGGCUUUGGGCUGGACCCGCUCUCUGCCCAGCCCAUCCAUCCCUUAAAAGCACACCCUGCCCCACUAUUGUUAGUGAUGGGUCUAAGCCUAUUUUUUUUUAUGGGUAAUAUAUAUGUAGCCCUUAGGGUUAUAUAUAAAUAUUAAAUAUACCACCUAAAAUAGAAUUAAGUUGAAAAUUAAUGGUAAAAUCACGCGCAGAUUGAUGUAAUUAAUGUUACUUUAUCCUCAAUAUUUUCUUUUUUAAAUUUUUAUACAUAGUCCUAAGGGCUAUGUUUAUUAUUAUCCUUUUUUUUAUUUGGGCUAUUUUAGCCCUCUGUCCAUUUUAGACCCACUUGAGCCCGACCAAUGGGCCAAAAUCCUAGUAAAGCACAACCCUGCCCUUGCCUUUUGUAGUUUUGUACUUAUAUUUUCUCUUUUUAUAACCAUUCUACUAUUUUUAAUUACACAUUUCUUCCUUUGGUCAACAGUUUAACAAUUUUUCUUUUUCUCUGAUCAUUCCUUAUAUUUCUAGGCUAUGUUAUUAUUAUUUUAGCUUCGUAAAAAAAAAAAAAAAAAAAUUUAGCUUCGUCAAAAAAAUAAAAAAUAUUAUUUUAGCUUAUAUUCUAUUACAUACUUUGUAUAAAAUUACUAGAGCAGCAAACAUGCACUAUAGCUAACCAUAUAUGAGGAGCUCUUUCAGUUUGAUUUUAUGUCACAAAUUUAGGUGUUGGCAAUAUUAAUGAGAGGAAAUAUGUUAACAAAUGUCUACACACUAUUCUUAAUUUUUUUUUAAAAAAAGACAAUUAACAAAAAUAAGGUUUAAUAAGUAAAUAAACAUUUUAAAGGUAAUAAAUGUUCAAUAUAUCCAUAAGAGUUAUCUUAAAUUUUUUAAAAGGUAGGAAUUGACGAUAUAAUAUGAAGGGUUUUUUUGGUAUGAUAAAUUAGCAAAGUGGAUAACACGAAAUUAGUAAUGCAUUUUUAUUUUAUUUUUUUAAUUAAAGAAGCCCGUGAGCUAACUCUUGGACCAACCCAGCUCAGCCCUUGAGUCCAUGGGCUUGAGUGUGCUUGGGCCUUACUUCUCAAAUUUUGAGCCCGGCCUAACCCAUUGGUGUCCGGACAGUCCAUGGACUUGACCCACGGCCCGACAAAGCCCAGCCCAAAGCCUUCUGUUCUUCCUCUAGAGAAGCCAAAGCCAAGUGCUUAGAAUAUAGGCUUGACUAUUAAAGCUAAAAGCCGUGGGAAAUAAAUCAGAACCACCUCAACUACCAAAGCAGCGUCGCGGCUCCUGUAAUUUGUUCAACUUUCUCUCUCAUCGGCUGGCUCAUCAGAUCCGGCGCCUCAGCUUCCCGCUUUUCUUUCCCUCUUUCAAUUUCUCUCUGAAGAACAACCUCCUUCUGCUGCUACUCCUCUCGCCAAUGCCGUUCUUUGCUAUUAGCGUAAGGUUUUACUAUCUGAAAAGCUCCUUGCUAUGAGAAAGAAUAAAUCAAAGAUGUCACUUUCCUAAUGGAAGAUUUAGUUUGUAGUUGUGCUGAUUUGUUGAGCAUCGGAAGUGGACUAUUUGCUUGGGACUGAGGAAGAUUAUGGAGUGGAAUGGUAGUACAACUUUCCGGAACUUGAAAGAUAUAGAGCCAAAAUCUGUGAUGGAUAUGGGAAUCAUUUCAAAUAUUGAUGCAGUUAAUGUGGCCUUAAUUCCUUCUGAGAAAGGAAAUGACAGUCCAUCAUCAAAACCACGAAAGAAGACUAUGACAUCGGUAUAUCUCAAAUAUUUUGAGACUGCUCCCGAUGGAAAGAGUCGUAGGUGUAAGUUUUGUGGACAGAUGUACUCCAUUGCAACUGCGACUGGUAAUUUGGGAAGACAUCUUGGUAGUCGCCAUCCAGGAUAUGAUAAAUCUGGCGAUCUGAUCCCGAGUACUGCUCCACUGACCAGUCCCACUGUAAUAAAAAAAUAUCAAUCUGAAGCCAAAUCACCAAAAUUUGAUCUUGAUUACCUGAAUUGGCUGCUUAUUAAGUGGCUAAUUUCGUCUUCUCUACCUCCCUCAACCUUGGAGGAGCCCUGGCUGCUAAACUCUUUCAAAUUUGUCAACCCUUCCAUUCAGAUUUGGUCUAAAGAGAAGAUCCAGGGUGUUUUAUGUGAAGUUUUCAGGAGCAUGCAGGAAGAUGUACAGACAACUUUGCAACAGGUGUCCUCUAAGGUUGCAAUUGCGCUUGAAUUCUGGACUUCUUAUGAACAAAUAUAUUACAUGAGUGUUACGUGCUAUUGGAUCGAUGAGAGCUGGACUUUUCAAAAGGUCCUUCUUAAUAUUUGUCGCAUACCCUAUCCAUGUAGUGGUGCUGAGAUCUAUCAUGCUUUGGUUAACGUCUUAAAAAAUUAUAAUAUUGACGACAAAGUCCUUGCUUGCACACAUGAUAAUAGUCAGAGUGCAAUGCAUGCAUGCCACAAACUAAAAGAAGAUAUGGAUGGGCAAAAGGUUGGACCUUUCUGCUAUAUCCCCUGUGCAGCCCAGACACUAAAUAUGGUGAUAGAAGAUGGUUUAAGAACCACAAAACAAAUAAUCUCUAAGGUCAGAGAGUUUGUUAUAGAGACGAAUGCUUCCCCUCUGAUCAUGGAGGAUUUUAUUCAGUUAACCACAGCUUAUCAAGAAGGCAUCUGGAGAUUCCCCCUUGACAAUUCCAUUCGUUGGAAUGGACAUUACCAGAUGAUGGAUAUUGUCCGCAAGGCCAGCAAGUCCAUGGAUGGUGUCAUUAGGAAGCAUGAAGACUCGUUAGGUAGCAGAAUGCUUCUAAAUGCUGCCGAAAGGAAUGCAGUUACCAUUAUGCAUGGAUACUUGGAACCCUUCUACAAGACCACGAGUGACAUAUGUGCAAACAAGGUUCCCAGCAUUGGCCUAGUACUGUUUUUCAUGGAUCAUAUAUCUGAAAUGAUUGCAGCAUGCAAAGAUUCUUGCCAUAAUCCAGAUUGGCUAAAGAGUGCUGCAGAGGAAAUGUCACUAAAAUCCAGCAGUUACAAUGACCAGGUUUCCAAUAUAUUUACUUACAUGACAGCAAUUCUUGAUCCUCGGAUCAAAAUAGAACUCAUCCCAGAAACACUUAACUUAGAAAACAAUUUGGAGGAGGCAAGAACCCAUUUCCUUGGAAAUUAUUCGACCAGUCAUUUUUCAUCCGUGAACAAUAUAUAUUGUGCUUCAGAGAAUGUAGAUGGUGGUAUCGUAUCUUUUGCAGAGGAAAUAGCCCGAAAAAAACGGAGGGCUAGCAUGAGUGUUGCAACUGAUGAGCUGACCCAAUAUCUCUCAGAACCGCCAGCUCCACUAACAACAGAUGUUUUGGAGUGGUGGAAAGUUAAUAGUGUACGUUAUCCACGGCUGUCUAUAAUGGCUCGGGACUUUUUGUCAGUGCAGGCAACAUCUGUGGCACCUGAAGAACUCUUCUCCAGUAAAGGGGAUGAAUUGGAAAGGCAAAGGUUUGGUUUGCCCGCUUCAACUGCGCAGGCUCUACUCUGUGUUAAGUCAUGGGCCAACAGUGGGAUUAAGUUGAAAUACAGAUUAAGUGAAAUUGACUAUGAUAUGCUUAUGGAGCUGGCUACUGAAACUGCAUCUGAGAAUUGCAAAUUAGGUUCUGACAAGAAACAAAAAUAACGGAGCGCCUGACUAGAAUCUAUGAGCAGGUAUGAUAGUUUAGAUAAAGAAGUAAACCAGCUAUUCUGAUUUGUAAAGUGCGAUGUAAUUAACUAACCAGCAGCUAACCUGUUGUAAUUUUUUUUUUCUUCAUAUUUUAUGUAUGUUGUCCGAUACAUCAUACAUGUGUAUCAGAAAUGGUAUUGUAGAACUGUUGAAGGAUAUCUGAGUUAGCAUUAUAUCAGAAGAUAUCCAUGUAUUUGAGAAGUGAUAUUGAUUGUUGUAGUACGUUGUAUAUUGUAUUAGGUUUUAGUUUCUUUAUCUCAUCGAGUGUUGAGAAAUUAUUUAUUAUUAUAUCCGCCUUGAAACAAAAGAGAGAUUUAUUUAUUAUUUAUAGUACAACAGGGGUAUGUUAUGUUAGG